This is a messenger RNA of Coccomyxa subellipsoidea C-169, 441 nucleotides long. RefSeq lists its product as hypothetical. Gene Ontology annotation, biological process: singlet oxygen-mediated programmed cell death; response to singlet oxygen. The record is from RefSeq and is a predicted model, not a curated record. NCBI's taxonomy places the organism in Eukaryota, Viridiplantae, Chlorophyta, Trebouxiophyceae, Coccomyxaceae. Gene Ontology annotation, cellular component: thylakoid membrane. The coding region runs from base 1 to 441 and encodes 146 amino acids. The transcript has 4 exons.
AUGAACAGCUUUGGGAGCAGUCCAACUGGGGACAUUGUGCUGGGUUCUAGCCCACAAGGAAGCUUUGAGCAUGAGAUGCUACGCUUCAUGCAGGUGACAGGGGAUGAUCAUGUCCCAGCAGGGCGGCGGACCUGGCAUGCACAGGCUGCACCUCUUGUCGAGCCAUGGAGCAGGGAAGAGAGAGAUCUCGUCGACCUUCGGGACCUGCUUGUGCCUGUCUUUCCACCCGGCGACAGUGAAGAAUCCGAGGAACCACGCAGCAAUGUUGUGGCUGCGUACGUUGGUAAAGGGAAGGUUGCAGGCCUCAACUACUUCCAGCCGAGGUGGGUUGAGGGGCGGCUGUGGCAGUAUGACAAUGGCGGCAUCGGCUUCAUGUGGAUCGACGCUGUCUUUCAGCAUCUGCUGGUGGACCUGAAACGGGUUGAUGAUGACUUUCGGUGA